This is a messenger RNA of Cynocephalus volans (Philippine flying lemur), 4391 nucleotides long. It is a transcript of the gene STK24, whose product is annotated as serine/threonine kinase 24. Gene Ontology annotation, molecular function: ATP binding; protein serine/threonine kinase activity. The coding region runs from base 130 to 1425 and encodes 431 amino acids. Lineage: Eukaryota; Metazoa; Chordata; Mammalia; Dermoptera; Cynocephalidae. Gene Ontology annotation, biological process: protein phosphorylation; negative regulation of cell migration. The transcript has 11 exons. Gene Ontology annotation, cellular component: cytoplasm. The record is from RefSeq and is a predicted model, not a curated record.
ACCCGCCGGGGCUGGGGUGGCUUCGGGCUCCGGCCGGCCCAGCCGCCCGAGCGCUGCGCGGGCCUCGUCGCCCUCGCGGAUCGCCGCGGCCCGGCCGUCCCGUCCCAGGAAGUGGCCGUCCCGAGCGCCAUGGCUCACUCCCCGGUGCAGUCGGGCCUGCCCGGCAUGCAGAACCUAAAAGCAGAUCCAGAAGAGCUUUUUACAAAACUAGAGAAAAUUGGAAAGGGCUCUUUUGGCGAGGUGUUCAAAGGCAUUGACAAUCGGACUCAGAAAGUGGUUGCCAUAAAAAUCAUUGAUCUGGAAGAAGCUGAAGAUGAGAUAGAGGACAUUCAACAAGAAAUCACAGUGCUGAGUCAGUGCGACAGUCCAUAUGUAACCAAAUAUUAUGGAUCCUAUCUGAAGGACACUAAAUUGUGGAUAAUAAUGGAAUAUCUUGGUGGAGGCUCUGCACUAGAUCUAUUAGAACCUGGUCCUUUAGAUGAAACUCAGAUUGCUACUAUACUAAGAGAAAUACUGAAAGGACUUGAUUAUCUACAUUCAGAGAAGAAAAUCCACAGAGAUAUUAAAGCUGCCAACGUUCUGCUCUCUGAACAUGGAGAGGUGAAGCUGGCUGAUUUUGGAGUAGCGGGCCAGCUGACAGAUACCCAGAUAAAAAGGAACACCUUCGUGGGCACUCCUUUUUGGAUGGCACCCGAGGUCAUUAAACAGUCAGCCUACGACUCCAAGGCCGACAUCUGGUCCCUGGGCAUCACAGCUAUCGAACUUGCAAAAGGGGAGCCGCCCCAUUCUGAGCUGCACCCCAUGAAGGUUUUAUUCCUCAUCCCAAAGAACAACCCACCGACGCUGGAAGGAAACUAUAGCAAACCCCUCAAGGAGUUUGUGGAGGCCUGUUUGAAUAAGGAGCCGAGCUUUAGGCCCACUGCGAAGGAGCUGCUGAAGCACAAGUUCAUACUACGCAAUGCGAAGAAGACCUCUUACCUGACCGAGCUCAUCGACAGGUACAAGCGGUGGAAGGCCGCGCAGAGCCAGGACGACUCCAGCUCCGGGGACUCUGACACGGAAACAGAUGGCCAAGCGUCCGGAGGCAGUGACUCUGGGGACUGGAUCUUCACAAUCCGAGAAAAAGAUCCCAAGAAUCUUGAGAAUGGAGCUCUUCAGCCAUCAGAUUUAGAAAGAAAUAAGAUGAAAGACAUCCCAAAGAGGCCUUUCUCUCAGUGUUUAUCUACAAUUAUCUCUCCUCUGUUUGCAGAGUUGAAGGAGAAGAGCCAGGCGUGCGGAGGGAACCUGGGGUCCAUAGAGGAGCUGCGUGGGGCCAUCUACCUGGCAGAAGAGGCCUGCCCUGGGAUCUCUGACACCAUGGUGGCCCAGCUCGUUCAGCGGCUCCAGAGAUAUUCUCUAAGUGGCGGAGGAACUUCAUCCCACUGAAAUUCCUUUGGCAUUUGGGAUUUUGUUUUUCCUUUUUUCUUCUUCGUCCUCCUCCUUUUUAAAAGUCGAGAGCCUUAGCUGACUCCGCCGAAGAGGACCAUCCUGCAAAGCGGCGGGAGCCUGUCCAGGGACACACACGGUCCUCGCUGUGCCGCAGCCAGAUGAAGUCUCUCAGAUGGGGUUAGGGAGUGUCAGCUCCUUCAAGUGAUUGUUUUAUUUUAUUAUUCUUGUUUUUAAUUUUAACCAUAGUGCACAUAUUCAAGGAAAGUGUCUUUGAAAAGAGAAACAAACCCUGAAAUGUAUAUUUGGGAUUAUGAUAAGGCAACUAAAGACAUGAAACCUCAGGUAUCCUGCUUUAAGUUGAUAACUCCCCCUGGGAGAUGGAGAGCGUGCUGGUGGAUCAGUGUACAGAUUUGUAUAUAGUGUCAUUUUUACAGAAACCCUUCUUGCGUGCAUAAGGAAUCACUGUGUACAAAUUGGCCAAGUGCUUCUGUAGAUAAUGUCAGUGGAGUAAAUAUUUGAUAGGCCAUAACUCAAGUCUAUUGCCUUGCCUUUAUUACAUGUAAAUUUUGAAUUAUGUGACCAGUGAUUUGGGUUUUAUUUUGUAUUUGCAGGGUUUGCCAUUAGUAAUAAUUAAUGCCCCUCUGUGGUUCACUCGUAUUUGUACCUCAACACAUGCAAAUUUUCCUCGUUUGCCCCACCACCCUUUUGGUACACUUAGAAGUUGAUUUCCUUUUUCAUUGAUGGUACUAUUUCUUAGUGUUUUAAAUUGGAACAUAUCUUGCCUCAUGAAGCUUUAAAUUAUUUUAAGUUUCUCCCAGAUGAAGCACUCUCAUCUAACAUUUGUUUGGAAUCGUGCCACUGCCGGUCUGCGCCAGGUAUACCGUCCUUUCAAUACGAUUUUCUGUUGCACCCUGUAGUGGAAUCUGCAUAUCAUCUUUCCCACCUAAAAUUGUCUGACUGCUUACACAAAUAAAUUUUAUAAUACACUUACUUUGCAUACUCUCCUUGAAACGUGACUGUGCAGAGGAAAGGGCACCUGCUGUGUCUGUGUGUGUAUGUGUGAUGAGACAGUGCAGAAGACUCCAGGGAAAAGUGCCCAGAUGUCAAAACGCUGAACAUCCAAGUGUGUUCCCUAUGCAACUUGUAACAUUGGUCAUUGAGAAGACGUGGUUUGAAUACUGCUGAUUUGUGAAAUUGCUAUACCUCUUGCCGGGGGCCUUAAGGGUUUAGUCCUCUGAAAGGAGCCAGUGUCCACUAGUGCUGUCAGCCAGGGUGUCUGUUUUUCUUGGCUUGCAGGGCCUUGCUUUGCAAGGGGGGAAAUAAUCUCUGGGUUUCUGGGAUGGGAGGGAGUUCUUGUAGCAAUUGUUGACUGUCUGGUGUAGGUACUUGUGGCAUUCUUUUAUAUUUGUUGAUGCUAAUUAUAAUUAUUGUCAUCUCUUGUGAGAGUACCAGUUCUUUAGAAGGAAGACCAAGGAUUUUGGAAGCAAGGAAGUUAUUAGGUGAAUUUUUGGAAUUUAAGCUCAGCUACCUACUGGUCUAGGGGGUAGAUGUUACAGGUAGAAGACAGAGGCCUGAGCCUGAGAUGUUUGAGUGGGUGGUUAUUGUUUAGAUGUAUUAUUAAUGGAUUCUAGUUUUUAAACUCUAAAAUCAAAUCAGGAUAUUUUAUUAGAAGUGGAUUUGGGUUGAACUAUUAAUUUCUAUAAGGGGUAUGUUUUGGUUAGGGAAAGUAGAACUGAAUUGCUAAUUCUUACUGUAUGCAUUAGUCUGCAGCAAGAGUUACAUUAAAACAUUUCAUGUUUCUAGAGGGUGUUCUGUAUGGGGGAACUAUUUCCUUCCUUACAUGAGGCAUAAGCCAAAGGUCAGUUUUGUUCAUUGCGGGAGAAAGAAUCACUUAAAGAAAUGAGUUCAUGUUCUCCAGAGUGUGCUGCUUGUCUUGAUUUUAAGAGCCAACACAGACAGCAGCUUUUCUGACUUACAGGGUUCUUCAAAGUUACAAAUGGACGACGUCACCAUUUUUGAUGCUGAAGCCAUAACUGUGGUUAUGCUGCUAAGUGGACUGGAUUUUAACUGAGUAUAUUGGUAUGAUUUGGUUAGCAGAUUCUGUGCAGUCACUAGACUUUAAUAAUCCACAACUCCAUCUCCUGGUAAAAGCAAAUGAUUCUUUUAGAAUUUAAUGGAAGCAUUUUCUGUCCAUUCAGCUUCCUGGAGGAGAUGUGGUUUGACUGGAGUUUAAAAGCAGUUCACCUCCAUGUACAGUCUCCUCUGGAUUGUUACUUUCUGUAGACACGCAAAAUCAGCUGAAGUAUUUUUUAAGGGCAUCUUGUUUAGCCAAGGAAGCUAGUAGCAUUUGUGUAUCUUCUUCCAGUCUCAAUGUAAACUGCUGUUGGUCUUUAGCCAGAUGUGUGAGCUCAGUAUUCAAGAUGGGUUUACUAUCACUCCGAAGCCUCUCCAUGCCAAACCCGAGCUGCUAAUGGCUUGUCUGCCUGGAGACCCCAGACCGUGCUGAUGCAGCUAGUGUGGGAAAUAGUUCUGCACGACAGUGAGCAGCGGCAUAGCCACUGCCUGUGGGACAUGCUGACUGUGUUUGGCUGGUGGUUUAUGCCCUUUUGAAGUUGGCUUUCUGUGUCCCAGCUGGCUGCACAGCAAGGUGGGCCACCAGGGGUUUUGGGACGCUGUGGCAACCGGACAGCUGGGCUCCAGGUGCCACCUGCCUUCCAAGUCCAACAGUUUUGUUCUCGAGUUGCUCUUGUGGAGUGUCUGGUUUGGUUCUUUAUGUGGCAUUUUGUACCUUUCUUUCGGCAGUGUGUGGUCCAUUUAUAAGUGUUUUUAUAUUUCCUUCCUUAACAAAUGUGGCUUCUGUAUUUCUGCUACAAAAUAUGCAACGAGGUGGCGAGCACCAUGGGGCGUGUUCUUAAGCACAGGCGCUGUACCACACAAGGGUCAAUAAAGUUCACAGAAAAUGA